Rattus norvegicus (Norway rat) is the source of this 3435-nucleotide messenger RNA. RefSeq names its product transmembrane p24 trafficking protein 7 (gene Tmed7). The transcript is spliced from 3 exons. NCBI's taxonomy places the organism in Eukaryota, Metazoa, Chordata, Mammalia, Rodentia, Muridae. The coding region runs from base 240 to 920 and encodes 226 amino acids. Gene Ontology annotation, cellular component: endoplasmic reticulum membrane; endoplasmic reticulum-Golgi intermediate compartment membrane; ER to Golgi transport vesicle membrane. The record is from RefSeq and is marked provisional.
UUCCGUUAGAUCUCGCCGUACUUCCGGUCAGCGAGGCCUCUUCCUCCGCUGGUUUGCCGGGUCUCCUACCACUGCCCCUCAGGUUUUCCUAGAGCGGCUCGGGUACCUCAUUGCGUCUUUCCGGAAGCCUGCGCUGGUUCCUCGUCGCACGCUUCACUAAGGCUCGCGGGCCGGUAGGGGCUGGGCCUGCCGCGCGUGUUGAGGCCCCGCAGCUCCGUUGAGGCCGCCGCGCUGUCAGGAUGCCGCGGCCGAGGUCGGCGACUUGCUGGGCGGCCGCCGCAGGCCGUUGGAGUUGCAGACUGCUUGCUCUACUGUUGCUACUGCUACUGCCGGGUCCGAGCGGCGGCUCCGAGAUCACUUUUGAGCUGCCGGACAAUGCCAAGCAGUGCUUCUACGAGGACAUCACUCAGGGCACCAAGUGUACCCUAGAGUUCCAGGUGAUUACUGGUGGUCACUACGAUGUAGAUUGUCGAUUGGAAGAUCCUGAUGGUAAAGUGUUAUACAAGGAGAUGAAGAAACAGUAUGAUAGUUUCACCUUCACAGCCUCCAAAAAUGGGACAUACAAAUUUUGCUUCAGCAAUGAGUUUUCUACUUUCACACACAAAACGGUGUAUUUCGAUUUCCAAGUUGGAGAAGACCCACCUUUGUUUCCCAGUGAGAACCGAGUCAGUGCCCUUACCCAGAUGGAAUCUGCUUGUGUUUCCAUUCAUGAAGCUCUGAAGUCUGUCAUUGACUAUCAGACACAUUUCCGACUACGGGAAGCUCAAGGCCGAAGCCGAGCAGAGGAUCUAAAUACAAGAGUGGCCUACUGGUCGGUGGGAGAAGCCCUCAUUCUUCUUGUGGUUAGCAUAGGGCAGGUGUUUCUCCUGAAAAGUUUUUUCUCAGAUAAAAGAACCACCACAACUCGCGUUGGAUCAUAACUACACUUUGAGAUGCACCAUUGCCACCGUAAUAUUACUGUCCUCAAUUUUAGGUACUGAAGAACUUAACAUUGGCAACAUUCUAAAACCCUGCUCAUACUUGUUGAGAAAGCUGUACAGUGCAUAUCCCCAUGGGGAGAGGACAUCUUUUUUAUUUGUAAAGGUGGAAAACUGGACCUUAAUGCAGCUAUUCAUAUGAAAUAUCUAACACCAAUGAUCUACUUUUUCUUGGUUUAUAUUUACUCUUCAUACACUAAACUUUGGUAUUCUGAUUCCUUUUAACCAUUUAAAAGUACUUUUCUUAAUAGGUAGUUGAUACUUAAAAAAAAAUCUUAGAUUUAUUGUCUGUGUGUAUUACAGAGGAAAUAAACUGCCUUUUAAUUGUUUAUAGUGAAUAAAGUUGUGUUUUUAAGAAACCAAAUGUGAUUAACUGUAGCCAAGCCCUAUUCUGCACUGCUUAAUUUUAUGGUGGAAAGUAAUCUACCAUAGAACUUUCAGUUAAUAUUGAUACACUUUUCAUUGCUAUAUCAUGAUAUAAUUUAUUUCUUGCUAGUUUGAAAAAUGUACAGGUUUUGUUUUUUUUUCCCCCAUUCUAUGAUUUAUAACUAGCUACAUUAUCUGUUUAGAAGUGUUACCACAUAGAAAAUAGCAUAAUAGACUUAAAAAUCAGACUGUUGUAACUGUUAGGAUAAAGAAUAAUAUGAGACACUGCGGUAUGGUAAAUGAAAUAGAAAUAUUUUUAGUGAACAUUUUGUCUGAAAUUGCAUUUUGGGGCUUUUAUCAAGAAGAGAGGACCUGAGUCAUGUGUGCAUUCUGUUGAACUAGUUCUUGGUCCAGUCAUUCCCAGCUUAGGUCAGCAGUUACAAUCUAGUGUCACAUAAGUGCCAUAUGUCUUCUCCUCAUGAUGUGAUGCACUGAGGAGUUCAUUUUUAUCUGUCUUCAUUUUGUCUUGUUUCUACAGUCUACACCUAAAUUUAGAAUACUGUGAAUGUUUCCUAUUUGGAGAGGUAUAGAGUUGUUUUGUACUGUUUGUGUCUUGUACCUUCUGUGGAUUAAGCUGAUUAAAAUGAGAUUUUGAUCUAAGUAUUCAGAAUACAGUACAUGAUGAUGGAAAUUUGUAUAGGCAAGAAGGCUUUUUUAAAAGUUAAAAAACACAGCAGUUGCUUUUCAGCCAUGCCUUUUAACCACAGGUGAUGAGAACUAAAUGAGUCAGUCUCCUGUUGUAGAGACUUUCCUAUGACACUAUAGGAUAAUGACUGACUAGCAAUUUUAGUCACUUAACCAUUACUGACUAGAACUUAACUAAGCCAUCUUAAAAUGCGCUUAGGUGCGUGCACACACUUCUGCAUGCAAGAGCAAAAUAAAUUCAAGUUGUCUUGCUUACUAAUUUCAGAUGUCACAGUGUACGAGUGAACAUGUUUUCAACCUUUUAGGAUUCUUGAAGACCAGAUCACCUACUCCUUAGACAUUUACAGAUUAAGAAGAGAAGUUUAAGAUUUUUCAGACUAUCCAUUUGAGUUCUUGUAUUGAAGUCCUAUGGCUUUUUAAAUGUUCCAUCUACUUAGUCCGUCAUGAAUGUUUUAGCACCAAUGUUAAUGUGAUUGCUAAGCACAGGCAUAUGUAAAAUGCCAUGUCUGCUUGCUAGUGGACUCUUUGGAUACUUACACUGUAAUUAAAUGGAGUCAGGUAUAGAUUUUGCCAGGCUUGGCAUAAAUGAUGCCCACAUUUAAUCUGUGCCUCUCAAAAUGUCAUGAUAGUAAACUCUUACUAUAUAUCAUUUUUAAUGAGACUAUAGAUUCAAACUUGAAAUCACCAGUUACCCAGUGUCAGAAGUAAUAUGAAUUUAGUUUCGUCUCUCAGUAGCUGGCUAAAUUUUGACAGCUAUCUGUCCAACUGGUAUGAUUAUAUAAGAAAAUAGAUACCCAUAUAUAAAUGUUAUAUGAUAUUUUUCUUCCUCCUAUGACAUAAUUCAUAGCUUGUCUUUUUUUCUGUAAUUCUUACAUAAGUUGUUGCAGGAGUUUGAAUUUCCCAAAUAUUUUUGUUUGGUCAUAUGACUCAAUACAUAUUUGAAUAUCAUAAUUGUAUAUAUUUUUAAAGUAGAAUAAAUAAUGGAAAGCAACUUGAUACAUGAAUUUAUACUAAAAUUCCACCUGGAUAAAGAUAUGUUUUACAAUAUUGCUUUGCUAAUAAUCUAAACAUUCUUUUAUCUAUCAAACAUGGUUUGUGGCUUACAACUUUUCCUCUGGGCUCGAUAAUCGCCUUUGAAAAUACAGUAGACUGAAGUGAUUUAUUGAAAGGUUUCAUUUAUAUCUCUGAACUAUCCAUUUUUUUGUUUGAAUUUCUAAAUGUAAAAUUUAUGUUUAAAUAGGAUAAAGUUGACUGUGACUUUUGUUUUCAAAAAUUAGGCAAAUUAAUAUAUAAAUAAUUCAAAGGGUCUUUGUUUACUUUGACAAAGAAUUUUUCUCUGAAUUAAAGAUGGUUUCACAGGAUUGCACCAAUCAGUUCCAUGUAAAAU